Molecule: messenger RNA, 1773 nt
Organism: Aspergillus pseudotamarii
Lineage: Eukaryota; Fungi; Ascomycota; Eurotiomycetes; Eurotiales; Aspergillaceae
Product: GMC family oxidoreductase
Exons: 5
Coding region: 1-1773 (590 amino acids)
Biological process (GO): secondary metabolite biosynthetic process
Molecular function (GO): oxidoreductase activity, acting on CH-OH group of donors; flavin adenine dinucleotide binding
Source: RefSeq, a predicted model, not a curated record
AUGUUUCUUUCGCCGAUCUCUCCCCGCCGCCUGCUCCCAUUGGCAGCCAGUCUGCUGCUACUCUGCAGUACGACCAUUUCGGCCAGUCCCCUGGUCAGUCGAUCUCCACAAGAACGUGUCUUCGAUUAUGUGAUCGUUGGCAGUGGUCCCGGUGGCUCGGUGGUAGCCAAUCGACUCACUGAGAUCGCCAAUGUAUCCGUUGCGAUCAUUGAGGCUGGGACAUGGGCUAGUGAUGUGACUGGCAAUCUCAGUCUUGUUCCUGGCUACGACGGCUACUUCCUGCAGAAGAGUGUCCAAUCCACCCCUACUGAGAUCGACUGGGGGUUCGUCACAACCCCACAGUCUUUGGGCGGAAGCACUAAUCUGAAUGCGAUGGCCUGGGGAGAGUCGUCCCGAGGAGCCUUCCAGAAAUGGGCCGACGAAGUGGGUGAUCAGUCUUUCACCUACGACAAGAUUGCCCAGUACUACAAGAAGCCUGUGCGAUUCAGUCCGUACCGAAGCGGCACCCGAUUUGCCAAUGCGACUCCCUCAUACGAUCUGGCCCAGGUAAGCGACAGCGGGACCCUGGACGUGACCUAUCCCGCCUAUGCGUACAGCUGGACCACGUGGUUGGCCGUCAUGCUGGACUCCGCAGGCAUGCCCGCGACGGACAGUUUCUUGGAUGGCUCCUUGAAUGGAUCGGCGUGGCACAUGUCCGCGGUCAACCAAGCCCACGGCACUAGAGCCUCUGCGGAUGUAGCGUAUCUGCGUCCCGCUGCAGGCCGGAGCAACCUUGCUAUCUUUGACAACACGCUGGCCGAGCGGAUCGUGUUCAGCAACGAAAAGGUAGCCACGGGGGUCCAGGUGAGCUCGAAGAAUUCCACGUUCACGCUGCAGGCGAGAAAGGAAGUCAUUGUUGCUGGUGGAGUGUUCCAAUCUCCUCAGCUGCUGCAAGUUUCCGGCGUUGGGCCCAAGGCCCUGCUACAGAAGUACGGCAUUCCCGUCGUGGCUGAUCGCCCGGGAGUCGGUCAGAAUAUGCAGGAUCAGAUCUUCGCGGAUAUCGUCCACCGAGUCAAUCUACCCACAGCGUCCACUCUGGGAAUCACCGAGGCCGACAUCGUAGCAUACCAAACGAAUGCCACCGGACCCUUAACCAACCCUGGCGGGGAGUUUGGUGGAUUUGAGAAAAUCCCUGCGGCUCUGCGCACGGGCUUAUCCAAUGCCACAGCCAAGACCCUCGCACAGUACCCUUCCGACUGGCCUGAAAUCCAAUACCUCGCCCUCCCCGAAUUCAUCGGUGACCUGGGCACCACCCCAGCCCCGAAUGACGGCUACAACUACGCAAGCCUAAUGGGGACGCUCAUGACGCCGACAUCCCGCGGGACGGUCACCAUCUCCUCGUCGAGCAUGCGCGACCCACCCCUCAUCAACCCGAACUGGAUGACUACGCAGGCUGACCUCGAGACCAUGGUCGCCAUCUUUAAGCGCAUGCGUCAAGUGUGGGCGAGCCCGGCAAUGCGAGAGAUCAUUAUUGGGGAAGAGUACUGGCCUGGUUCCAGUGUGCGGACCGACGAAGAGAUCAUUGCGUUUUUGAAACGGACGGCCACGCCCAUGUCGCAUGCUAUGUCCACCUGUAAGAUGGGGAAGAAGAGCGAUCCAUUGGCGGUUGUGGAUAGCCGUGGCAGGGUUAUUGGUGUGCAUCAUCUGCGCGUCACUGAUGGCUCUGCACUUCCCUUUUUGCCGCCAGACAUGCUGGCCGAAAAGCUUGCCGACGACAUCAAGAACGGUCAAUAG